AUGUCGGCGAAACCAAUUCCUUCAGAGUGCCCAAUGCGUAAACACAAUUCUACCUCAGACACUUCAAUAGAACAGUCUGCUAUACACGACAAUAAAACUACUACCACCACUACGACCCUUAACUCCUGUCAAAAUAGCUGUCAGCGUCAUUCAGGUGACGCAUUAUCGCCCGACAACCAAAUCCCAAAACUAACUCAAGAGCCAGCGCCAGGUCAAACCAUUCCAUUACCAACCUCACGUGUAAUUUCCUCAAUUCCAAAAGCAAAAAGUAAAGAAUACUGGGAAUACCCGUCACCUCAACAGUUUUAUAAUGCACUUGUGAGAAAAGGGUGGCAAACGCCCGAGGAAAGUAUUGAAACCAUGGUGGACAUCCAUAACUUUUUGAACGAGGAAGCAUGGAAUGAAGUAUUGAAAUGGGAGAGAAUGAAAAAAUGUGAUUGUGAUGGUCCAAAGUUAUUACGAUUUCGUGGUCGACCGCAGGAAUUAAGUCCCAAAGCAAGAAUUAUACAAUGGGCAGGAAAGAUUUUUCCUUCUCUCGGUACACCACCGCCAUUUGAUAGGCACGACUGGACGAUUGAUCGAUGUGGCAAGGAAGUUCGAUACGUGAUAGAUUAUUAUGCAGGUCCCGAUGAAGGAGAUACUCCGAUAUUUUAUUUGGAUGUACGACCAGCAUUAGAUUCUGUUGAAAGUUUAGUGGAUCGUAUUAGAUUAGCAACUAGAGAAACAUUUGAACAAUUCAGGGCGAGAGCUCAAAUUGGUAAAACAGAAGAAUGA
Molecule: messenger RNA, 774 nt
Organism: Ambispora leptoticha
Lineage: Eukaryota; Fungi; Glomeromycota; Glomeromycetes; Archaeosporales; Ambisporaceae
Source: the annotation of a GenBank genome assembly